Drosophila montana is the source of this 1984-nucleotide messenger RNA. RefSeq lists its product as uncharacterized. NCBI's taxonomy places the organism in Eukaryota, Metazoa, Arthropoda, Insecta, Diptera, Drosophilidae. The transcript is spliced from 2 exons. The record is from RefSeq and is a predicted model, not a curated record. Bases 109 to 1914 code for a protein of 601 amino acids.
CUUGUAUAUUCCAUUCGUUAGUUGACACACAGGCUGUUGAACGUGCUUGAAAUUUUUGUAUGUGCAUAAAAUUGAGAAAAGCUAAAAUUUUCUAAGUGAUUUUCUGAAAUGGCAGCUAAGAAACGCAGUAAAGGAGGCGCCUGCGGCUGUCCACCACCAAAGACCGUACGCUGUGAACCCACCUUCUCGAAAUCUGUUCGGUAUUAUGAAAGAGAUCCGUGCUGUCACGAGCAUUGUCGCAUCUAUGGCGUCCACGAUGAUCCCUAUAUACGACCCUUCGAUCCCAAGGAAUGCGGACGCUCGCGCCGCAAGUUUAUCGACAAAUCCUUGGGCUUUCCGCUGGGCACCAUAUUCGGUUCGACGGCAACAAAGGCGGGCGCACCGAACUCGGAGGCCAUUCGUUAUGCGGGCAAUCUGAAGGCAUUUGCGACCACAUAUUUUACCAGGCGCACCGAAUGGACAACGGAGCUGAUCGAUCAGAUUGUCGUCGAGGGUCAGGUGCUGUUCAGCGACUCGGAGGGCAUGGAUGAGCCCAAUUUCAAUCGAUAUCCGGAGGUAUACGAUGAUACCGAACAGAUGGUAACACGUCAUUUUAAAAUCAAUGAUAUUGAAUUUGCUCUCGAAUUGGAUGCACCCUUCGAGUUGUAUGGAGUUAGCAAUAAAAUAGGCAACUUGCGCCGCAUCUUGACCGCCUUCUUUAAGCGCCACAAGUCGGCCGUAUUCUGGACACCGAAUUGGUAUUUGCUGAUAUGGAAGGAUACGGGAGUUUGGAUGGUGCUCGAUUUGAAUGGACGCGAUAAGGAUACAUUGAAAUCCAAUCAUGAUGGCGGCUAUCCCAUGCUGCUGGCCAUGCGUUCCCUAGACAAUGUCAUACAUCUACUAAAGGAGGAGAGCAAUCUGGAGAAGUCGGACACGUUUAAGCUGCGCGAUAUUUUGGUUAUACGGCUGGUGACACCCGGCGCCGAGGGACGCAGUCAGGAGCGUGAGUUUGGGCCGCGCAUGAGCGAGUUCGAUGUCAUUGCCUCGGAUUAUGGCUACCUAAAGUCGAAUCUGCAUUUGACACUGAAUCCGAAGGAUGCACUGCGUAAUCGCAGCGCCUUGCCCGUGUCUGUGGCCACCGCAUUGGCCUCCAAAAUCGAUCAUCCGGCCACGUGGGAUAUGAAGACCUACGAUAAGGUAAUUUGCUAUGGCGUCAACAUGUGCAAGAACUGUUGGGAACCGUGCACGGACAUUAAUCAGCCCAUGGACUUGGAUACCUUUCCGCGCCAGAUUCGCAUGGGUCAAUUUGUGGCCGAGGUGCUGCUCACACCGAACGUCUACGAGGGCUGGUGGAAAUGUGUGCCCAUGUACAAGUACAAUGAUUUCCAUCUGAUGCUGGAGAAGGCGCUAGAUGAGAACGAUUACAUCAUAUUUCAGAUCAACAAUCAAAUGUACUCGCUGUGGAAGAAGGGCGACUUUAUCUAUCUAAUGGAUCCCUAUCGCCAUCACAUUGUGGGCCGCAUACUCGAGGAGGGCGAAGAUCCGAAGAGCGCCUCGGUGCGCAUGUUUGGCAAUAUGGAUCGCCUGUUGAGCGUCUUUCACCAGGUGCUGCUCGAAUCGAAUCGUUCGGCUAUCUUUCACAUACACACACUGAGAAUACGCAACAUCACCGAAUGCCCACCGGGCACGGCGCCGAUGCUGCUGCCACCUGACCAGGACGUGGAGGUGGCUUCGCUCAACGAGAACAUACGCUUCGAUGAGAACUACGACAAGUGCUUGGAGGAGCUGGGCGCAAUUAGUGAUUACGAAGAGGAUUUGGCAUCCGACAUCGAGCCUAUCGAGGAGGUCAGCUCAUCCGAGGAGAUGGUCGAGGAGGAAGAAGGCGGCGAGGCGGAACCAGGCGAGGCUGGCGAAGAUGAGGACGAAGACGACUAAACACUUAUGGGCUUGUUUAUAUGAUUUUCACAUUUGGAUCAAUAAAUUUAAGUUAAGUUUUUUGGUGGAA